Electrophorus electricus (electric eel) is the source of this 2943-nucleotide messenger RNA. RefSeq names its product splicing factor 3a, subunit 1 (gene sf3a1). Gene Ontology annotation, molecular function: RNA binding; protein binding. Gene Ontology annotation, cellular component: catalytic step 2 spliceosome; U2 snRNP; U2-type prespliceosome. Lineage: Eukaryota; Metazoa; Chordata; Actinopteri; Gymnotiformes; Gymnotidae. The record is from RefSeq and is a predicted model, not a curated record. Gene Ontology annotation, biological process: regulation of alternative mRNA splicing, via spliceosome; mRNA cis splicing, via spliceosome.
GUCGCUGAGAACAGAGCGGUAGAAGUCAGCGGCGGUCCGCACUCGACAUUUUAAAGUAAAAUAGCAAAGUUCGCUUCGUCGUCAGUGUUUCUAUUUAAAAUACACAAUUCCCGUGGAAGGUCAUAGGUCGUGUUUUCCGUCCCCAGCGAAGAGGAGCGCCGUGUAGCCGCAGUCAUGCCACCCGGGCCUGUGCAGCUGGCCCCGCCGGAGCUGAGCAAGCCCGAUGACCAGAAAGACGAGACUCCUGCAACCAAGCCCAUCGUGGGGAUCAUCUACCCGCCUCCUGAAGUCCGGAACAUCGUGGACAAAACCGCGAGCUUCGUGGCCAGGAAUGGACCCGAGUUUGAGGCCCGAAUUCGACAGAACGAGAUCAACAACCCCAAAUUUAAUUUCCUCAACCCCAACGAUCCGUACCAUGCCUACUACCGCCACAAAGUCAACGAGUUCAAAGAGGGCAAAGGUCAGGAGCCGUCGGCAGCUGUGCCUAAGGUCAUGCAGCAGCAGACCAUGCAGCAGGCGCAACAGCAGCUCCCACAGAAGGUCCAAGCUCAGGUGAUCCACGAGACCAUCGUGCCCAAGGAACCUCCCCCGGAGUUCGAGUUCAUAGCUGACCCCCCCUCCAUCUCAGCCUUUGACCUGGAUGUGGUUAAGCUGACGGCUCAGUUCGUGGCCCGUAACGGCCGCCAGUUUCUCACGCAGCUGAUGCAAAAGGAGCAGCGGAACUACCAGUUUGAUUUCCUGCGUCCUCAGCACAGUCUCUUCAACUACUUCACCAAGCUGGUGGAGCAGUACACCAAGAUUCUGAUCCCCCCGAAAGGACUUCUGCAGAAAAUGAAGAGGGAGGCAGAGAACCCCCGAGAGGUUCUGGAUCAGGUGAGGUAUCGUGUGGAGUGGGCCAAAUUCCAGGAGCGAGAGAGGAAGAAGGAGGAAGAGGAGCGAGAGAAAGAGCGUGUGGCUUAUGCCCAGAUUGACUGGCAUGACUUCGUCGUCGUGGAGACCGUUGACUUCCAGCCCAGUGAACAAGGCAACUUCCCCCCGCCCACCACCCCUGAGGAGCUGGGCGCACGCAUCCUGAUCCAGGAGCGCUACGAGAAGUACGGCGAGAGUGAGGAGGUGGAGAUGGAGGUGGAGAGUGAGGACGAGGAGGAUGACCGAGACAACAGGGAGGAAGGCCACCCAGCUCAGCCUGACCAGGACACACAGCUGCAAGACAUGGACGAGGGAUCUGAUGACGAGGAUGAUGGGAUGAAGGUUCCCCUUCCCCCGGAUAACCCCAUGCCCCCUCCGCUGCCUCCCACGCCAGACCAGGUCAUCAUCCGCAAAGACUACGACCCCAAGGUCUCCAAGCUCCCGGCCGCUGUGGGUCCUCAGGACGAGUACCUCAUCUCACCCAUCACUGGUGAGAAGAUCCUGGCCAGUAAGAUGCAGGAGCACAUGCGCAUUGGACUUCUGGACCCGCGCUGGCUGGAGCAGCGCGACCGCAGCAUCCGCGAGCGCCAGAUCGAGGAGGAGGUGUACGCCCCCGGGCUCGACAUCGAGAGCAGCCUGAAGCAGCUCGCCGAGAGGCGUACCGACAUCUUUGGUGUGGAGGAGACAGCCAUCGGAAAGAAGAUCGGAGAGGAGGAGAUCCAGAAACCAGAGGAGAAGGUGACGUGGGAUGGUCAUUCGGGCAGCAUGGCCCGUACUCAGCAAGCUGCCCAGGCCAACAUCACUCUGCAGGAGCAGAUCGAGGCGAUCCACAAAGCCAAGGGUCUGGUGCAGGAGGACGACACCAAGGAGAAGAUCGGCCCCAGCAAGCCCAACGAGUUGGCCCCGCCUCUGCAGCCCUCCGUGGCCCCCAGCCUCCCAAAACCCAGCCCCCCUGUCACCGCUGUGCCCCGGCCCCCAACACCGGUGGCCCCACCCGUGCGCACCACCCUGCUGUCUGCCGUGCCGGUGAUCCCGCGACCCUCGAUGACCCCCGUGGUGCGGCUGGCCCCAGGCCAGGUCCUGACCCCUAUGCCUCCCAUGGUUCACGCCCCGCGCAUCAACGUGGUCCCCAUGCCCCCCACUGCCCCGCACAUCAUGGCUCCCCGGCCUCCACCCAUGGUGGUGCCUGCAGCAUUCGUGCCUGCCCCACCAGUGCCACAGGUGCCCCCCUCUGCCCCAGCGCCGCUGCCCCCUGCCCACCCUCCUCCUCCUCACGAGGACGAACCCACCAGCAAGAAGAUGAAGACGGAGGACAACCUGGUGCCCGAGGACGAGUUCCUGCGCAGAAACAAGGGUCCUGUGGCAGUCAAAGUGCAGGUGCCCAACAUGCAGGACAAAACGGAAUGGAAGCUGAGUGGACAAAUGCUGAACUUCACCCUGCCGCUCACAGACCAGGUGUCCGUCAUCAAGGUUAAGAUCCACGAGGCUACAGGCAUGCCUGCAGGCAAGCAGAAGCUGCAGUAUGAGGGUAUUUUCAUCAAAGACUCCAACUCUCUGGCCUACUACAACAUGAGCAGUGGCUCCGUCAUCCACCUGGCCCUGAAGGAGAGAGGGGGGAGGAAGAAGUAACCUGGUCUCUUCUGGUCUGUCCUGCUUAGUCUUUUCCUCUCUGCUGGUCUCUCCUCUGUCCUUCGCAGUCUUUUCCUGUCUCCUGGUCUCUCUCCCAGUGCUCCCAUCCUCUGUGAUUCUGUAACCACUUCACUUAUCAUUUAUGCUUCUGGGGAAAAAUUCAUCUUACUGAAAUGGAAUUCUCUAUUAAAGUGUCCAUUGUGUUGAUUGUUUUACUAAAUAUAUAUUUUAGCUAGAUUUCUUUGGUAAGAUGUCAUCAUAAGAAUAUUUUAGUUGCUGUCACCUUGCACUGCGCUUUCCAGUCAGGCACAGUAUGUGUAUUAGUACUGUAAGAACUCUGACCUUUGUGAACUGAUUUUCAUUGUGUACUCAAAGCAAAAUAAAAUAAAUAUGGCAAAACCCUGA